GGGUGCGAAAAGAGGCGAGACAACAUGCCUCAGUUGUCAGGCGGAGGGGAUCCGGAGCUGUGCGCCACCGAUGAAAUGAUCCCCUUCAAGGACGAGGGAGAGCCGCACAAGGAGCAGAUCUUCGCCGAGCUCAGCCACUCGGAGGAGGAGGGAGACCUGGCGGACAUCAAGUCGUCGCUGGUCAACGAGUCCGAGGGAAGCCCGAACAGUAACAGCCUCGAUGCGGCGAGACAGUCCCAAGACUCGUAUCACGAAAAGCACAGAGAGCAUCCCGACGAUGUCAAACAUCAGGACUUGUACAUCAAAGGCCACUCGUACCCGGGCUACUCCAGCUACAUCAUGAUGGGCAACAUGAAUGACUCCUACAUGAGCAAUGGUGGCUCCCUUUCUCCGCCCAUGCCCAGAACGUCCAACAAAGUUCCCGUGGUGCAGCCGUCCCACGCCGUCCAUCCUCUCACCCCGCUGAUCACGUACAGCGACGAGCACUUCGCCCCGGGUUCCCAUUGCGGCCAUCACCCUCAGGAUACCAAACCGCAAGGACUCUCCCGGCAUCAUCCAGGACCAGACAUGGCCAACUUCUACUCACUGUCUCCAGGCGGAGUGGGACAGCUCACGCCACCACUAGGAUGGUUCUCCCACCACAUGGUCCCGGGACCGCCCGGUCCUCACGCCACGGGGAUCCCCCACCCGGCCAUCGUCAACCCCCAGGUCAAACACGAGCCCCUGCACGAAACCGACAUCAUGCACAUGAAGCCCCAGCACGAACAGAGGAAGGAACAGGAACCCAAAAGACCGCACAUCAAGAAGCCCCUCAACGCCUUCAUGCUUUACAUGAAGGAGAUGCGCGCCAACGUGGUGGCUGAGUGCACGCUGAAAGAAAGCGCCGCCAUCAAUCAGAUUUUGGGACGGCGGUGGCACGCGUUAUCUCGGGAAGAGCAGGCUAAGUAUUACGAGUUAGCCCGCAAGGAACGACAGCUCCACAUGCAACUCUACCCAGGCUGGUCUGCGCGAGACAACUAUGGGAAGAAGAAGAAGCGGAAGCGGGAGAAGAUCCAGGAGUCGGCCACCGGAGGAAAACGGAACAACUUCUCCUCAUGCAAAGCGAAGGCAGCCGCUGCGGGGCCUCUGCUCGAGAUGGAGGCCUGCUAA
This is a messenger RNA of Nerophis lumbriciformis (worm pipefish), 1149 nucleotides long. Lineage: Eukaryota; Metazoa; Chordata; Actinopteri; Syngnathiformes; Syngnathidae. The record is from RefSeq and is a predicted model, not a curated record.